This is a messenger RNA of Neopelma chrysocephalum (saffron-crested tyrant-manakin), 3592 nucleotides long. RefSeq names its product MOS proto-oncogene, serine/threonine kinase (gene MOS). The transcript has a single exon. Lineage: Eukaryota; Metazoa; Chordata; Aves; Passeriformes; Pipridae. The coding region runs from base 30 to 1079 and encodes 349 amino acids. Gene Ontology annotation, molecular function: protein kinase activity; ATP binding. Gene Ontology annotation, biological process: protein phosphorylation. The record is from RefSeq and is a predicted model, not a curated record.
UAACUGCUUCUGGUUUUCUCCAUCUUAUUAUGCCAUCACCUCUUCCUCUUAAUUGUUUUCUUUCUUUUGAGUAUUCCCCAUCUGCACAUUUGCGCCCCUGCAGUAGCCCUUUAGUUAUCCCUGGCAAAGACAGCAAAAGCUUUUUGGGGGGAACUCCUUCAGUCAGGACUCGCCGCUUGCCUCCACGCCUGGCCUGGUGCUCCAUUGACUGGGAGCAACUCUGCCUCCUGCAGCCCAUAGGCUCUGGGGGCUUUGGUUCUGUCUACAAAGCUACCUACCAUGGUACAACUGUGGCUGUAAAGCAGGUGAAGAAAAGCAGCAAAAACCGGCUGGCAUCGCGACAGAGCUUCUGGGCUGAGCUGAACGUAGCCUGGCUACAGCAUGAUAAUGUGGUACGUGUGGUGGCUGCCAGCACGUGUGCCCCGGCCAGUGAGAACAGCCUGGGCACCAUCAUUAUGGAGUAUGUGGGCAGCAUCACCCUGCACCAUGUGAUUUAUGGCACUGGUGAUGCGUGGAGACAGGGUGAAGAUGAUGAAGGAGGAUGUGGAAGGAAGGCCCUGAGCAUGGAAGAGACUGUGUGCUAUUCUUGUGACAUCAUGACUGGCUUAGCCUUUCUCCACUCACAGGACAUUGUGCACUUGGACCUGAAGCCUGCAAACAUCUUCAUCACUGAGCAGGGAGUGUGCAAGAUUGGAGAUUUUGGGUGCUCCCAGAAACUGGAGGAGAGCUUGUCCCACAGCCCCCAUGUUUGCCAGCAAGGGGGCACAUACACACACCGUGCCCCUGAGCUCCUCAAGGGGGAGAGGGUCACUGCCAAAGCAGACAUCUACUCGUUUGCCAUCACGCUCUGGCAAAUUGUCAUGCGGGAGCAGCCCUACCUGGGAGAGCGGCAGUACGUGCUCUAUGCUGUGGUAGCCUACAACUUACGCCCUUCGCUGGCUGCUGCUGUUUUCCACGAGUCACCACUGGGCCAGAGACUCCAGAGUAUUAUUAGCUGCUGCUGGAAUGCCAAUGUAGAGGAGCGCCUGAGUGCAGCCCAGCUGCUUCCCAGCCUCAGGGCCCUCAAACAGAGUCUCUAGGAAAACUCAGGACACUUCAAAUUUAUUUUGUCAACUUUUCCUUAACCCUUUCUCUGAACAUAAUUAAUUUAGCCCCUGUGUGUUCUAAAGGUUUUGUUGCUGUUUUUUUAUACUAAAAAAAAAAACAACCCCAAACUGUUUUAAGAAGACUAUAAAUAAAGAGAUUUAAUAAAACUGUGGGCUUUUACCUUGGGGAGGGAAUAGACACAAGGAUCAAGACACUGGCAGAUACAACUUCUUCAGGCUGAUCUGUUGUGUGCUGUCUUGCUCAGGGAGAAACUGGAGAAUGUGAUGUGCAAAAAAAAAUAGUUGGUUUUAAGUAAGUGAAGUACAAAAAAAGGGGCUAAGGAGCUUUUGGAAGGUUCUUUAUAUAUAAUACCUUUUGGUAUUUUCAAAAUGUCAGAUAUGAGUAGUUCUUCACUAACUAGGGUUGUGCAUUUGAGCUUUUCCUCUCCAUUUUCCAAGGAAUGAGUAGGUAUCGCAAAUCAAUGAAUGCAGAAAAAUAAAUACAGAGUGUCAAUGGGGUUUUUUUCCCUUGUUCUUGGAUGUACUUAAUUCCAGUAAGUAUGCUGCUUUUGAUAUGGAAAAUGUGAACUACUAUAAGAUAUACAUCUUGAAAUAAGGAAACUUUUUGCCAGUCUAAGGCUAUUAAGAGUAAGAAGAUACAUUAACAACCUGUACUUUUAUAAGACCUCCCUGCUACGAAGGAGGUGUUAGUUUCAACUUGCUAGCUGGAACACUGCAAACUUUCAUAUCUGAAGCAUUAUAAGAGCAUCUUGUGCAGAGCAGAAAGUUACCAAGUUUUUGAGGUACAGGGUGAGUUAGAAAAAUAAAAAAAUUGGGGAAAAAAUUAUUGGUAAAGGGAGGAUUAUUUGUGCUUCAUAAUGCAUGGGUCAGUAUUAGACAAGAUACUGGAAGUACUGUAAAGGAAGUUUGCUUAAAGCAGUAAUAAUGAUGCUCUGCUGGUACUCAAAGUGUUUGCUAUUGAACUAUCCUCUGCACUGCUUAUGUCUUAUCUACUAUCUUUCCUAAUCUGGCUGUAAUGUGUCUGGGAAAGGAAGCGCUGUAGGCAAUGCAGAUGACAAAGAGCUCUGAUCCAUGAUUUAUCAGAACUGAUAAUUGUACAUCUGAGCCCUUAUCAGAGGCCAACUGCUGUAGCUGAUAUUGCCAUUGUGCUCAAAGACUCUGCUUCUUUUUAAGACAGGAGAAAGAGUGAUGUUUCGGUCAAAUUGUUUUUCUUCUUUACCCUUCCUCCCCCUUGCUUCCAUUCUGGAAAAAAAAAUCCCCAAGGAAUUGAGCCAGUUUCCUGAUUUCUGACACACAUCUGUUCUUAGCCCCGUGAAAUCCUGGAAAUGAGCAACUAUGUGAAUUUGAGAUGAUUCUGUAGGUCUUUAUGGUAUUUGGGUUGGUAAUUGAAAUUAAUGGUUUAUAAAGCAUAUCUAAGCUUAACUAUUUCUUGGUCUUCUGUCCCCCUUAAGCAGAACUGUAAAAUGCUGGCUGGAAUCAAAAAACCUAAGGUGAAUCCUGGAAAAUAUUUCCCAUGUUUUCUCUGUCAAAAUAAUUACGCUAUAGAACCAGAACUUUUUUUGUGUGUGUAGCAUAACUUAUUCUAAUAAAGAAGUUAUCUUAAAGAAGUUAUUAUGAUAAGUCAGUUACCUUUUGAAAUGAUUAGCUGAGGGCAUCUAAGAUAAAAUGUUAGAUAAAGCCAAUUGAUGCCUCAUCUUAACAUCAAGCCUUAAAUAAAAGUGCUUCUCCAGUUUUCAAAAGUAUAUAAUAAAAAAUGGAAUUGAAGUUUGUUAGUAGUCCCUAGAUGCUUAUGUGUUGUAUUUAUUUUGCCAAUCUAGGUAGCUGGUUGCUUAUACUGCUAGAAAACUGCUAUUUUUUCCUUAAUGAUCCUUCAGCAUCAACAAGUGCUACUUGAGUCUCUGUGAGAAAUCAAGCACCCUUCAAAUUCUCUGUUGUACUUGACAGAAUGAUACUGGAUGGCCAAGACCUACUCUUGAAGUAUAAUCAGCUCUGCAGAUGUCUCUGUCAAUUUUUCAGGGUUCUCUUUUGAUAGCAAGUGAGAGAGAACUCUGUACAGCAUUCAAGAUGUAGGCACAUCAUACUCUGCUGUAAUAAUGAUGGUCUCUAGUUUUUAGUAACUUCUAAGGUUUGAUUUGUUUUGAGGGUUUUUUGAUUGCUAUUGAGCUCUGAGUUAAUACUAAUCAAGAAACAUCUCAACCCUAAUAGCUCAGAAUCCCUGGUUCUAUGUGAUAAGGAUAAUUUUGCCUGCUUGCUUCACUUUAUAUAUAUAUAUAAAUAUAUAUAUAUAUAUACCUUGAAUUGCUUUCUGCCAGUUUGUAGUUGGCCCUUGCAAUUAAUGUCCAAAAUAACUCCACUAUCAACAAAUUUGUUUAUCUUAUGGCUCACUCUCUCGCACUUCAUUUAUGGAUGUGCUGGGCAGCACAGCAUCCCCUGAAACACCAGUGGACACUUUCUCUAGCUGAGAGAACUGACACUUUACCCCUGUG